UAUUAUUUACAUUUUAACAUCUAUGCCUGUUGCUUUAGUUUACCAGCCGUGCUUCAGUACCAGAAGUAAACCAUGUGGGAUGUCCUCCGUUUGCACCAGAGAGGUUUUGCUAAAAGUAGUUUAUAAUGUGGUAUGAAACGAUCAAAUAUUGUAAAGUUAUGUAAAUGUAUUUUUGUUUAUAACAGGUAUGAUGGCUGGCCUGCAACCUGUGUGAAAAUAGUUUUUUGACGAGCACUUCAGACACAGUAAGAAGAUAUUCAUCUAUUCGGAACCAGAUGCAUAUGUUUAAAACCUAAAGAUUGUCAAAACGACAUUAUGAAUAACAAGUUCCCAGUGGUGCAGUUCCCCAGGUUAUAUAACAACGGUCCACCACGCAAGAAACCCAGUUCCAUCCCUUCAGUUGAUGGAUGGGGAGAAUACGGGCAUGUUAUGACAAUCGGUACAGCCCAGUCACGCGGAGCUGAUUUGAAGUUUGAGGCCCAGCACAGUUUAAAGGGAGAAAAAUGGAAGCCAGUCGAACCGGUAGCAGUUCCUCUGUUGUCACCGAAUUCAGCCUGCAAGGUUUCCACUGUUACCCCAGCAGAUCUGACUACAAAAGGGAAAAUCAUAAGACGCAUUGGAGAGCAUGAGUCUUUAAAAGGGGCUUUAGACUUCACAGAACAUAUGAGUAAUUUCUACCUUGAUAACUACGAUGAUGCCUUCAGUGCAAUGGGGGGACUCCUAGAGGAACACCUAUAUUUUGGUGAUGGCAGUCUCAAGGGAAGAAUAAGAGAGACUACCAUUGGUGUGUCACAGCUGAAUAAAUUUUUAGAGAAUAUGAAGUACAAAACGUGUCCAUUUACCACUCUUGGUGAUAGAUCGAGGCUCCAGAGCUACCUGUUUGGUGAUAGCAUUUAUGAUAUCCCUCCUGCACUGCUGGCUGAGAACAUCCAUGAGGAGAUGGCUCUGCAGAGAAACAGGGUGCUGUUUGACAGCGCGACCACAGGGGGCGCCCUGGGUUACUUCCCACUCGAGGAGAAAGAACACUUUCAAGAGGGGUGUCUGAUUUACCCAAGCAAAGCUGCCCUGAACUACCUCAAUUUCCGUAAGGUUGUGGUGGAGUUUGGUGAGGAGGAUACGCCAAAGCUAAGCAUGAGAAACAAACCUGUAACAUUUGAACUGAAUGGGACCAUCCGGCAAAUCAGCAUGGGGAAUGUGGAAGAGCAAGUUUAUGUAGGUGUCCGCUCGGAUUAUCUCUGUGGUGUUUGGAGAGUUGACAGCAAAAUGAAACCAGCCUCCCUUCAGGUCAUUCAAACAGAGCAAAUUGCCACUUGCAUCAACGUCAGUCCCCACAUUCCGGGAGAGAUGCUUGUCGUCAGUGAGAGUGGAGCUGCAUAUCUGUGGAGUCUUGAAAGAGGUCUCAAUAAGAUUCGACAUGAAACUGAGAACUUACACUUCAAUGCCCAGUCCUCCUGGAGGUGGUGUGAUUUCACUGCCCACCCUAGAGUGGUGACGUAUGCUGACCGGUCAGGAGUGGACCUUACAGACAUGAGGUCCCCAGAAAAUCAAAGCCAGGCCUUGUUUUCAAUUGGAGAAGCUUCAGAGUGCAGUAAAGGGGAGAGAGUGAUCCUGCCCAAAUAUCUAAGUGAUGUAAAUGCCUAUCACUACCUAAUCACUACACAGUAUUCAGCCUAUAUUGUGGAUGAGCGCUUUCCUUGUCUGCCGGUAAUGAAGUGGGAACACAUGCUGGAGUCUCCACCAAUGUUUUCCCAGGUGUUACCUGGGGAACCCUGGAACAGGAGUAACAAGGUGUUGCUGGCAACUCAGCGCUCACAGGAACUCUUGAUGCUGCAGUAUUCAGGUGGUACCCAGCUUGCUUGCCAGUCUCUUGCUCCUCCUCGGAAACUUUCUAGCCCUCCUGAUUGCCUGAAGCAUCUCCCUGUCCAGAUACCUCACAGAGAAGACGCUGUGAAUGAGAGACUGGGAUCACAUGGGGCAGGUUUGACGGCGCUGUAUCAUCACCGGGCACCAGAGUCCCUGUGUGUGCUCCAGCUGUCUCAGGCAGGAGACAUUUUCUACCAGAUGUUGAGACACGAAAAAAACCCUGACGAAAUAGCGGCAAGAAAUACAGAAACAGAGUCUAGCAACAAAGAGCCUGAAGAAAAUACUGGAGCAACACAGAAGUCAAGUGUGGAGCAGCAAGUUGAAACAGUUGCCAUAGAGAACAUUCUGGAAAGUGAUGAGGAACAAGGGGCUUCCCACCAGCUUGAGAUUGUGGUAAACGACCCUGAAGAGCAGACAGAUUUGGGUGCACAAACAGAGCCUCAAAGUGGGUCACCACAGUUCACACAAGAAAGUGGGUCCCACCUUGGAGACGACGACAAUCAACCUUCCACAGAAACCUGCCACCUGGAUGAAAUGGUGAUCCCCAGCAGAACAGCUCUUGCCAAGUGGAAAACGUGGCUAAAGACUUUUUUUAAAAAGCAACACAAGCUACCCAAGGAAAAAAAAUCCCUCAGAAUUUACAAUGCCAAAAGAAUUCCCAAUUACAGACCAACAUUAGAAAACACAAUUUAUUGCGAUGUGAGAGAGAAAAUGAAGGUGGCAGUUAAAGAGAGGAAGGUAUUAAGCAGCAGCACAACCCAGCUGCACCCACUGGAGAUUGUCACUAUCCCAGACCCUGUGGACCCCUCGUUCUGGACUGAUGAGCUGAGUGAGCGUCUCACUGCUUCCUGGGAGGGCAGGUGGAGCAGCUGGUGGGAGGAUAAGCUGGGGUUAAACCGUGACCAGAAGAUUGAGGCCCUGCGCAGGAAACGGAAGCAGCAGAAGCAGGCCCGGGCUCGCAAACGCAGGGGCCUCUCCCAAAGCUUCACCUCGUCCGCCAGCUACCAGUCUGACCUGUCUGACUUCAGCGACUUUUCAGGGUGGUCCUCGGCAGCUAGCAGUGCUGGAGAAGCCAGUGGCCCAUCCUCGCUACCUGACACAGACACCACCUCGCUGUCUUAUUCAACCCAGAGGUCAAGUCUUAGAGCUGGAACAGUCGCCACAGAUAAUCCAGCAGCAGUUUCCGAUCAAGAGACGGUAUGUUCUCGCCCUUCCAGUAUAAAAGCUUUCCCCUCUUUAGAACUCCCAAGGAUAGGCACUCCGAGGGACCUAAAGAGGAAAACCCAGGAUUGCCUGGCCGCCUUGUCUGAGCCGCAAAAUAGCGUGGAGCAGGAUGAGGACGACAGCUGGUCCUUUCCGUUGGCUUCUUCUUCACAGAGAUCCUCCAUUCCCAAAUCCUCGCAGACAAACCGUUUGGUGAUACCUUCCUCUCAAGGGUCAAUGAUGUCUUCACAGCCCAGGAAGAAAAAGUCAAGAAUGGGCUUCUAAGUUGUCAAAGGCGAGAUGGAUAACAAACUAAAGUAAACAAUUAAAUGUUUGCUAAAAUGUUCCUUCCCUAUGAACUGCAACUUUCAGGUCUCCAUAGACUGCUCUGUACUAACUGAUUCAUGCUGUCUGUCUACACGGCAUUAAAAACAUAUUCGAGUUGCCAUGAAAUGAGACCGCUGCCCAGAUACAAUUAUUUAAGUGUAGACUUCAUAGACAGGAUUUACAUUUUGUUUAUGAUGCCACUAUUGUACUAAUACUGUAGUAUAUAGAUUUACUUUUUUUCUUAUUUUGUUGCUUCAGUUAUUAUUAUUAUUUGUUUAUUUAGCAGACGCCUUUUAUCCAAGGCAACUUACAGAGACUAGGGUGUGUGAACUAUGCAUCAGCUGCAGAGUCACUUACAACUACAUCUCACCCGAAAGACGGAGCACAAGGAGGUUAAGUGACUUGCUCAGGGUCACACAAUGAGUCAGUGGCUGAGGUGGGAUUUGAACCAGGGACCUCCUUGUUACAAGCCCUUUUCUUUAACCGCUGGACCACACAUCCUCCUAUAAAGGGUAUAAAAAGGCACUGUGAUCCAGUUAAGUGUUUUGCUGAUAAAUGUAACAUGUUAAAUAUGAAAAUGGAAGUUUUUGUUGGAAUGAAUUAGAUAUGGAAGAAGCACAUUUGCUUAAAUUGAAUAAGAAAAAUGCAGCACCAUGAAUUUUCUUUAAUUUUAAAGAAAUUAUCUGGUGAAAUAAAACAUGACUGAUCUGUACUACAAAAAGCUCUGAGUUUGUAUAUAAUUCCACUGAUAUUAACGAAAUACACAGAAAACUGUUUUGUCAACUAAACCACAGUCAGACAGAACAACUCAACAGAAACGUGAA
Acipenser ruthenus (sterlet) is the source of this 4217-nucleotide messenger RNA. Its product is annotated as TATA box-binding protein-associated factor RNA polymerase I subunit C-like. The record is from RefSeq and is a predicted model, not a curated record. NCBI's taxonomy places the organism in Eukaryota, Metazoa, Chordata, Actinopteri, Acipenseriformes, Acipenseridae. Gene Ontology annotation, molecular function: RNA polymerase I core promoter sequence-specific DNA binding. The transcript is spliced from 14 exons. Gene Ontology annotation, biological process: transcription by RNA polymerase I. Bases 316 to 3351 code for a protein of 1011 amino acids. Gene Ontology annotation, cellular component: fibrillar center.